This is a messenger RNA of Pongo pygmaeus (Bornean orangutan), 7833 nucleotides long. It is a transcript of the gene UBXN4, whose product is annotated as UBX domain protein 4. The record is from RefSeq and is a predicted model, not a curated record. Gene Ontology annotation, biological process: ERAD pathway. Bases 4127 to 5653 code for a protein of 508 amino acids. The transcript is spliced from 13 exons. Lineage: Eukaryota; Metazoa; Chordata; Mammalia; Primates; Hominidae. Gene Ontology annotation, molecular function: protein binding. Gene Ontology annotation, cellular component: endoplasmic reticulum.
ACAGUCUCACUAUGUUGCCCAGGCUGGUCUCGAACUCUUGGCCUCAAGCAAUCCUUCCAUCUCAGCCUCCCAACAUGUUGGGAUUAUAGGCAUGAGCCACUGUGCCCAAUCUGUGCUUUCUUCUAUGUGUCUUUUAUUAGGAAAGCUUUUCCUAGAAGUAGCCCCUCCCACCCCCUACCCUUCCUACAAGGUCUUACUGGCUUCAAAGGGAGGUUGAAAAGCCCAGUAUCUGGCAGGUUGCUUUGUUGUUGUUGUUUGAGACAGCGUCUCACUCUGUAGCCCAGGCUGGAGUGCAGUGACGCAAUCUCUGCUCACUGCAACCUCCGCCUCCCGGGUUCAAGCGAUUCUCAUGCCUCAGCCUCCCAAGCAGCUGAGAUUACAGGUGCAUGCCACCAUGCCUGGCUAAUUUUUGUAUUUUUAGUAGAGAUGGGGUUUCACCAUGUUGGCCAGGCUGGUCUCGAACUCCUGACCUCAAGUGAUCUGUCUGCCUCAGCCUCCCAAUGUGCUGGGAUUACAGGAGUGAGCUACUGCACCCAGCAGUUUUGCCUCUCAGUAGAAAAUCAACUCUGUCAGGAAGGAAUAAUAGAAGGCAUGGUAGAAGAAUGACUGCUGGAUCGGCCAUCAACAGAAUGUGCUGUAUACCCCAUUUUCCCUCCCAUCUCCAGAGGGGCUUCCGUUAUCUCAUUUGUUCAAUCUAAGACCAGUUCCUUUCCACUAGCAUUUAAUUUUGUGCAAAUCUCUCCCAUCUUUAAAAAGCUGUCUUUUCAAAUCCAAAUUCCUGUCCAGCUAAUGUUCCUUUCUUCCUCCUCACCUUCACAUGCACUGACUCUUUACCUCCCCUUACUUUUCAACCUUCUGCCAUCUGGCUUCUGUACACAAGAACCAUGAGAAUUGCUCUUGCUAAGCUUAAAAUGACCUCUGUGUUACCAAAAACAAUGGACAUUUUUUAGUCUCUCAUCUUAAUUGACCCAACAGCAGCAUUCCACACCACUGCUUCUCCUUUCUUAAAAUUCUCUCUACCCUUGGCUUCUUUGAUAUCACACACUCUCCCAUUUUCUUCCACCACCCCACACUCUGCCUUUCCUGCUGAGUCUCUUUUACUGGUUUAUACUUUUUAAUACAACCCUAUAAACGUUGGAGGCCCUAAGACCUCAAUCAUGCUCGUGUCUCACCUCACUUUGCACCAUCUCCCUAAGUGAUGGUAUCGUUAUCUUCCAGUGCCUCAUUGAUCCCCUGUAUGUAGAUAAAUCUCACUUUCCUAUCUCUAGUUAAGAACUGUUAUCUGAGCUCCAAGACUAACAGCUAUCUGCCUACUUAACACCGCCAUGUGACUAUCUCUCUAGUACUCCAAACACAUGUUUAAUAUUGAACUCACACCUUCAUGAACAACCUCCCCACCAUUCUUCACUUCUUUCAGUGUUGCCUAUCUCAGUACCAUCUUCUUUAUGAUUUCCCAAGGCAGAUACCCCAAAUCUCUCUCUCUCUCUCUCUUUUAUUUUAGAGAUGGGGUCUUGCUCUGUCACCCAAGCUGGAGUGCGGUGGUGCAGUCAUGGCUCACUGCAGCCUCAAACUCCGGGUUCAAGCCAUCCUCCUGCCUUGGCCUCCCAAAGUGCUUGGGUUACAGGCAUGAGCUACCACACCUGGCCACAAAAUCCCUUCUUGAGUCCUUCUUCCUCAACCUCAACAACAUAUAUUGGGUCUGUCUCCAGAAUAUCAAAAGUAUCCACUUCACUGUCUCCCUUAUGUUAAUACAUGAAUAAGUACCUCUUACCUGGUCUAUUCACAUUCAGCCAUUCCACUUCAAAUCCAAUCUAUUCAAUUGCUAUGCUACAAUUUAAAAAUGGAAGUCUUAUAUGUAUCUGUGUAUUUAUUUAUUUAUUUUUGAGAUGUAGUCUCGCUCUUUCGCCAGGCUGGUUGGCAGUGGCCCCAUCUUGGCUCACUACAACCUCCACCUCCUAGGUUCAAGCAAUUCUCCUGCCUCAGCCUCCUGAGUAGCUAGGAUUACAGGCGUGUGCUACCACGCCCAGCUAAUUUUUGUAUUUUUAGUAGAGCUGGGGUUUCACCAUGUUGGUCAGGCUGGUCUCGAACUGCUGACCUCGUGAUCUGCCCGCCUUGGCCUCCCAAAGUGCUGGGAUUACAGGCGUGAGCCAUUGUGCCUGGCCAGCUUUUCUGUUUAAAAAUUUUCAAUGGCUUCCUGUAAUCCUUAGAAAAAUGUCUUAAAAUUUUUAACAUGAUUUUCAAGACUCUGUAUCAUCUGAUCCUUGCCUAGCUUUCCAGCUUCACUUGUACCACACUCCUCUUCCUAUGUUAUAGCCACAGUGGGCAUUUUUUAGUUCUGCAAGUGCACUGUGUUUGCUUGCUUCAGAGCCUCACACUGUUGCUUGCUCCAUGUGGAAUGGCCUUCUCCUUCACCUACCUAGAGUUCCCCGACAUGUCAUUUCCUCAUGAAGGCCCUUUCUGACUCCACUAGUCCAUGUUCGGUCCCAUCCUCAUACACUUCUGUAGCACUCUGAAUUACCCUUCUGUGACAUUCAUCAUCACUCAUAAUCAUUUAUUCAAUGUCUGUCUUCCUGACUAGACUGUACAGUCACAAAGAUAGGGCCUUUUUCUGACUGCCUCACCUCCUUAUCAGUGCCAGGCACAAUGCCUAGCUCAUAAUAGAUGAGUGAUAAACACUUGACAAAUGAAUAUAAAACUAUGAAGGAUUCUUAUUUAAUUCUAAAAUUAGAGAUAAUUAAAGACAUAGUUCUAUUGGAAUAAUUUCUAGAUUGAUCGAAUUUCAAGAAGUCCAUUAAAGUUGAUGUUAAAAGUCAAUUCUAAUUUUUCUAUAGGACUGUUGUCCUAUAGAAGCAACUGUCCGUAAUCAGCAUUAUGUCUCAGUUUAUAAUAACACUAUAUACGAGAGGCCUGAUUGGGAAAAAAAAGUACAAAAAUCGGAGUGCAAAUAAUUAGCUAUUUGUAGGAAAGUUGGUAUAUUCAGAUGUAUCACUUCCUUUAUGUUGCAAAGAUUGUCAGAUAGAUGUACUGCUGGAGGAUAAAUUUAAUUGAUGUAGAAUUUAACAUAAUAGUAUAUGCAACUUUAAAUAAACCAUGCAAGCCUUUAGCUAAUAGUUAUUACAGACCAUGUGAUUUCAUGAAAAGUAUUAAAUAUGGAUCAGUUUUCAUUUAAUGGCAGCCAAUCACAAAGCGCCACAUCUUAAUUAUAGGACAUUCUCCCAGAAAAUUGGAAAAUAAAUCACUAUCUAGUCUGUUUUGUAUUAGCAUGGAAAGUAGCUGGAAAAUAAAUGAUCUAUUCUCUGCUUUUGUGUUACUUUAAAAAGUAGCUGUGGCAAUAGCCUAACGCAUUUUGAAGCUUUGGAAUGAUCUCUAUCCAGUGUCUAGGAAAUUGCUGAAGGCCUGCGUUCUACCAAUUCCUCCGCUUAGGCACAUGGACUACAGGUUAUUACAGAAGGUGACUUGCGGUUUUUAUCCUGUUUUUCCGCAAGGUUGAGCUACGUUCAGAAGAAAUCAAAGCCUCGGAGUUAAUCCCUACAAAGCCCAUUUAGUUCCAUGCGAGGACUAUUUCCUCCACACUGAGAGUCUCAACGAGGCCGAGAAUAGCAUAUGCCAGUUGGAGUGACACUUAUUUCUCCCUCUCCCCUUUAUAGAAUGUGCAGUGGCCCUCACUGCUGCCCCCUUUAGCCGUGCCUCAGAACCCACAGUUACAUGCUCCACAAUAUGGAGGCGAAAAAGCCUAAGAGGACUACAAUUCCCAUCAUGCCUCACUGCAGGCGCCGCCGACGUGUCUUAGCGGUUAGUCAUCCUUCCUACCGCCUUCCUCCACUUCCUGGACUGCGCGACAGGAGGCCUAGCGGGCGCGCGCACGCACCACCGACUCGCCAACGAGAGAAGGCCCUGGGGCACGGACAGCGACGGGUUGCGUCAUGUGACGUGAGGUGUUCUCGCGCGCGGUAGCGCGCGUCUCCGGGUGCCGCUGACGGGAGUGCGCGCUUCUGCGGAGUCGGUGGUGGGGGCCGAACCAGCCGAGGUUGCGGGGGCCGCAGAGCAGGACGAAGACGGAGGGCGGAGCCGGCUUCGGGACUGCGGAGACUACACACCGAGCGAGCGCCUGGGCCCGAAGGGAGCGAUGCUGUGGUUCCAGGGCGCCAUUCCGGCCGCCAUCGCGACGGCCAAAAGGAGCGGCGCGGUCUUCGUGGUGUUCGUGGCAGGUGAUGAUGAACAGUCUACACAGAUGGCUGCAAGUUGGGAAGAUGAUAAAGUUACAGAAGCAUCUUCAAACAGUUUUGUUGCUAUUAAAAUCGAUACCAAAAGUGAAGCCUGCCUACAGUUUUCACAAAUCUAUCCUGUAGUGUGUGUUCCAUCCAGUUUCUUUAUUGGAGACAGUGGAAUUCCCUUGGAAGUAAUAGCAGGAAGUGUUUCUGCAGAUGAACUUGUUACAAGAAUUCACAAAGUCCGACAGAUGCAUUUGCUAAAAAGUGAAACAUCAGUAGCAAAUGGCAGUCAGUCAGAAAGUUCAGUGUCUACACCAUCUGCCUCAUUUGAACCUAACAACACUUGUGAAAACUCUCAGUCAAGAAAUGCAGAGCUUUGUGAGAUACCACCCACUUCUGAUACAAAGUCAGAUACUGCAACAGGAGGAGAAAGUGCAGGCCAUGCCACUUCCUCUCAGGAGCCUAGUGGAUGCUCAGAUCAGAGACCUGCGGAGGACCUCAACAUCCGAGUGGAAAGACUAACAAAAAAACUUGAAGAAAGGAGAGAAGAGAAAAGAAAAGAGGAAGAACAGAGAGAAAUUAAGAAGGAAAUUGAGAGGAGAAAAACUGGAAAAGAAAUGUUGGAUUAUAAAAGAAAACAAGAAGAAGAAUUAACAAAAAGAAUGCUGGAGGAAAGAAACAGAGAAAAGGCAGAAGAUAGGGCAGCUCGAGAACGUAUAAAACAGCAGAUUGCAUUGGACCGUGCAGAGAGAGCUGCUCGUUUUGCAAAGACAAAGGAAGAAGUAGAGGCUGCCAAAGCUGCUGCCUUGCUAGCCAAACAGGCAGAAAUGGAAGUCAAGAGGGAAUCUUAUGCAAGAGAAAGAAGCACUGUUGCAAGAAUUCAAUUCCGUCUUCCUGAUGGUUCUUCCUUUACAAAUCAGUUCCCUUCUGAUGCUCCUCUAGAAGAGGCAAGGCAGUUUGCUGCACAGACUGUUGGCAACACUUACGGUAAUUUUUCAUUAGCAACCAUGUUUCCCAGGAGGGAAUUUACCAAAGAAGAUUAUAAAAAGAAGUUACUGGAUUUGGAACUUGCCCCAAGCGCUUCGGUGGUAGUGUUGCCAGCAGGAAGACCAACUGCAUCCAUUGUACACUCUUCCAGUGGAGACAUUUGGACCUUGUUGGGAACAGUGCUUUAUCCAUUCCUUGCCAUCUGGAGAUUAAUUAGCAAUUUCUUGUUUAGUAAUCCGCCUCCCACACAGACUUCAGUGAGAGUAACAUCGUCAGAACCCCCAAACCCUGCAUCAUCUAGCAAAUCAGAAAAAAGGGAACCAGUGAGAAAAAGAGUGCUGGAAAAACGUGGAGACGACUUUAAAAAGGAGGGGAAAAUUUAUAGAUUAAGGACUCAAGAUGAUGGUGAAGAUGAAAACAACACUUGGAAUGGAAAUUCCACUCAACAGAUGUAGUGUGACAAGUAUAAUAUGUGCAAUAAUCAUUGUUUCUCUUACGAUUUAAUUCAACUAAAAUUCUACUGGAGAAGUGGGACUGCUUUAUAUUUUCCAACUGGUCUAUAAAAUGUCUCUUUAUUCCUGCUUAGUGGGUGUGGGUUGAAGGUGUUUAACUCAGAAAAGUGAAGACAGGAAAUAACUCUGCUAGGUCCUUGCUUAUAUGGCAACCACUGCUAGAAGCCUAAAAGAACCAAAAAGUCUGCCGCAGCCUGCCUCCAUCAGCUUCUUAUUUAGUAUUUCAUAUGCCCAUUAGCCCUGUGCUGUCAGAUGACACGUUUUGUUUAGAGCUACUUUGCUCCAAGACUCUUAAGCCCAAAGUAACUGGUAUGUCACUGAGUAGCUUGACUCUGUGUCAGAGCAUUUUAACUAGCCACUCAGAUGAGAAUUUAUGUUUAACUUCUAUUUUUACUCAUCAGCUGCAAGCAAAAUCUUGUAGUUUUUAAUCUUAAACACUGAAUAAAAAAACUUUCCCCUAAAUUGGAAUGAUCUUAGUUUUGCUUUGAGUUUUGUUAUCUAGCAUCUUUUUGUUGCACAGGGCUCUCUAUUGAGGUCCUAUGUCUCUAAUUUUUUUUUUCCCCAGUAUUGCCCUGGAGCUGUCUCUGGAAAGUAGCUGGCUAGGUUACCUUAACUAUCACUGAAGAAAGAAAUUUUCUGACACACACUGAUGCCAUGUGACUUGUCUCCUAAGUCAGUGAGGCAUCACUUUGUUUGCAUAAAGUAUACGGUUUGUUAAGGCCUUUGUUCUCGUGCGAUGCAAAACAGCUGCUAGUCUGCAACCGAGUUUUCCCUCUCACCUUUGACUGAAGUUUUGUCCUCAAUAAUUACACAAGGACCUAGAGUACCUAUAGGACAAAAAGUGUAGAAUAAAGAUAUGCCUUUAGUCAUUUGGUUUUUCUUAAAAAGUUGAGAUUCUUAAUCUGACUUACGUGUUACUUUAUCCAUAUGUCUUUGUUAGUGGAGACCACUAAACUAAUGAUGUUUGAAAACAGUUCCUCUGUUUUAGAUUGGAAGAUAGCACUCUAGAGUGGACAUAUGGAAAGACUGUGACUUUAUUUUGUAAUGGGAGGAGGAAAUUUUUUCAGAGCAAACUUUCUAUUUUUUACUUGUGAAAUAACUGUCUUUUUAAAAUGGUGACAGUGUUGGCAAGGAAACAGCAACACAGGCUGUGCUGUUGGUAGGAGUGAAAACCAGUAUAAUUCUUCUGAAAAACACUUAUCAGAAACUUAAAAUAUUUCAUGCCGUUUGAUCCAGUAGCUUCUUCUAAAUCAUAAAUGCAGACAACGUUUAGGUAAAGACAUAAUCAUUAAGUGUUAUUUAUUUUACUCAAGAACUGGAAACCAACUAAAUGCCUUCUGUAGAAGUAAUUUUUGAUGAGGAGAAAUGGUACAAUACUAAUUAACAACUUGGUUUAACAUGUUUACUGAGCAUCUGUUAAGUGUUGGGGGAAAAAGAAGCAGGAUCCAGAGCUAUAGGUACAGUGUGAUCUCAGCUUUGCAAACACAUUUUCUACAUAGAUAGUACUAGGUAUUAAUAUAUAUGUAAAGAAAGAAAUCACACCAAAACAUUAAUAAUGGUAAGAUUGGUUUAUGUGAUUUCAAUGGUAUUUUUGGCACCCUUAUAUAUGUUUUCCAAACUUUCGGCAGUGAUGUAAUUUCCAUAACUUAAAAAGUGAGUUUGAAAAAAUCUUCAGCAAGCAUCCCAUUUAAAUAAAGGUUUGUCAUGUUUAAAAAAUACAGCAAUAUGUGACUUUUUAAAAAAGCUGUCAAAUAGUUGUGACCCUACUAAUAAUUAUUAGAAAUACAUUUGGAAAAACAUCGAGUACCUCAAGUCAGUUUGCCUUGAAAAAUAUCAAAUAUAACUCUUAGAGAAAUGUACAUAAAAGAAUGCUUCGUAAUUUUGGAGUAGGAGGAUCCCUCCUCAAUUUUGUAUUUUUAAAAAGUACAUGGUAAAAAAAAAUUCACAACAGUAUAUAAGGCUGUAAAAUGAGAAUUCUGCCCCCUCACCUCUUACCCCAGUACUAUUCUCCAGAAGUAAUCUAUUAACAAUUUCUUAUGUAAUUUUCAGAAAAUUUGUAUGCGUAUAUAAGCAAAUAUGUAAUCUUUAUUUUUUAAAUAAAUGGGAUCAUAUUAUAUAUUCUA